Arabidopsis lyrata subsp. lyrata is the source of this 1554-nucleotide messenger RNA. Its product is annotated as F-box protein At5g41490. Gene Ontology annotation, molecular function: protein binding. The record is from RefSeq and is a predicted model, not a curated record. Lineage: Eukaryota; Viridiplantae; Streptophyta; Magnoliopsida; Brassicales; Brassicaceae.
ACAUCUCAUCAAACCAAUAUUUCAUCUAGAAGACAUGUCAUUUCGAGUAGAUUCUGAAGCCCACGAUUGGCCCAUCUUCGUUUAGGGUUUUUGUAGUUUCUUCAAUUGUUAUAUAUAUUUUUCCUUAACCGCAAGAAAUCAGAGGAAAAGGAAAAUAGGGAUUUUAAAAGUGAGAAAAAAAAAAAACAUUUUUUUGCGAUUUGAAACAAUGACGUCGAUGAUAUCCAGUCUUCCAAGAGAGUUGAUAGAAGAGAUUAUUUCUAGGGUUCCCUUGAGAUCUAUGAAAUCAGUGAGAUUAACUUGCAAAAGUUGGAACAAUUUAUCCAAAAGUGAGAUCUUUACGAAGAUGCACAUUGAUAAAGCAGCAACAAGAGAAGAGAAUACUAUGAUGAUCUCGAUGAUGCCUCACGAUCUUUAUUUAAUGAGCGUCACUGUGGACGACGUUGAUCCAUCUGUAGAGCUUAAAGGCCAGCUUAGUUUUCUUGAUAAUCAAGUUAGUAUAUAUCGAGUCUUCCACUAUGAGGGUUUGUUGUUAUGCAUCUUUGAAGACCCUACUAGGGUUGUGGUUUUGAAUCCGUAUUUGCGGCAAGCAAGGUGGAUCCAAAUCAGAUUUUCUCACCUUUCAAUCGGAUGGGACAGUUUCAGGUAUGCUCUUGGAUACGCAGACAAAGAAUCUUGUCGUAGCGUUAAAUUCUUGAGGUUUCUAGAUUCUUCAUCUAGGUGCGAGUAUGAAAUCUACGAUUUUGACUCUAGUUUAUGGACAACUCUUGAUGUCACUCCACACUGGUGGAUAUCUUGCUCUAGCUAUGGCGUUUCUCUUAAGGGAAACACUUACUGGCCUGCGAAAAGGAGCUCACGUGGUCUCUUCGAUCACAUAAUCUGUUUUGAUUUUACAAGAGAGAGUUUCGGGCCGCUUCUACCUUUGCCGUUUGGCGCUACGGAUCGUGGAUAUCCAUAUGUGACUUUAUCUUGUGUUAAAGAAGAGAAGCUUGCAGCUUUAUUUCAGCAAUACUACUCAUACUGCAAAUGUGAAUAUGAGAUUGAUAUAUGGAUUACGACUAAGAUUGAAGCUGAAAUGGUGUCGUGGAGCAAGUUCUUGAGAAUGAAUACGAAACCUAAUAUAUAUCCAAUUAUUUUCCUCAUUGACGAGGAGAAGAAAAUUUUCAUGAGUCUUGAUAGAGAAUUUCCCAAGACAUUUCUUAACACCGCUAGAGAGGCUAAAUACUUGGAUCUCAGAGUAUCUGACGGCCAAUACUGUCGGCCACCUGUGUGCUCUUAUGUUCCAAGUUUGGUCCAAAUCAAGAAACCUACACUGAGGCAAAAGGAUGAAACAAAGUAGUUUAGAAGAGCAUUGAUUUGCUCAAGAGUACAAGUUGAGGUUGGUUUGCUAAGUUAAAGGUAAUUUUUUGUACUCUUGUAUCUGAGAUACUUUAUUGGAAGGGAGGCUUUUGGUGAUUACACUAGUGGUCUGUAUGCUCUUAGAUGCCUAUGUUACGUGAUAAAGAACCAUAUAUAUAUGCUUAGACCUGGUCACUUGCUUGGGUCUCUUCUCUU